Molecule: messenger RNA, 2611 nt
Organism: Bufo bufo (common toad)
Lineage: Eukaryota; Metazoa; Chordata; Amphibia; Anura; Bufonidae
Gene: HOXA3
Product: homeobox A3
Exons: 5
Coding region: 768-1985 (405 amino acids)
Biological process (GO): regulation of transcription by RNA polymerase II
Cellular component (GO): nucleus
Molecular function (GO): RNA polymerase II cis-regulatory region sequence-specific DNA binding; DNA-binding transcription factor activity, RNA polymerase II-specific
Source: RefSeq, a predicted model, not a curated record
CAACUGUGAACAUGUAGUUUUUUAUAAUUUCCCUUGUGAGAAUAGAGCUGCAUUCUUUAGCUGAGCUCAGUCCUGCUCUGGAUCUGUCUGCAUCUCAAGCCUCCAGCCCAGGUUCUCAGUGUAUAAGGCAGCUAUGUGUCUGGAGGUUCUUCUGGAGGAGCAGCUCCCUAAAGCUGAGGUCCAGGAUGGCACUGCUGGAUCCUUCCCCAAUAAUAAGGUGUGGCAUGCUGAAUUCCAAGCACUGGAGUGGCAGAAUUUCAACUUACAGCCUGGCUAAUUUCCUGCUUCUCCUGGCACCAAAAUGGGCUCCAUUCCUCUCCUGAGCAGCCAAGGCGACAGCUGUCAAAGUGGCAAGGGCUUCUCUGAGCCAGAACCUAAAGACCAGUAUAUCCCGAAAACCACGAUUUACAGAAAUCUACUUCCCAUCCCUCUGCAAAAUGCAAAUGAAUAACAGUUCGCCAUCUGCUCUGUUUCUGCUUCACAUAGCAAGACUUUCCUAAGGAUUACAUAUGGAACAAUAAUUCAAAGCAGAAGGCAUUUCUACUGAAAAUGGAGCCAUCUCUGAUGGAUGUUCAUUUUAUCAACCUAUUAAACAUAUUCCUUAUGAGAAUUGAGGCCGGAUAGAUCUGCAGACACUUCCAUUCCUAUAAGGUCUGACCACAGAGGCCAUUGGAGGAGCAGCACCACGUGACUCAGGGUGCCAAUGUUAUUCUUUACGGGUGUCAGGACCCUGUCAGUUUGUGAAAUAAAUAUUGGGAAACAACGAAAUGCAAAAAGCGACCUACUACGACAGCUCUGCGAUCUAUGGUGGAUACCCCUACCCAGGAGCCAAUGGUUACACCUAUAAUGCAAGUCAGCAGCAAUAUCCCUUGGAAAGUGACUAUCAUCGACCUGCCUGCUCUCUGCAGACACCUGGCAGCACAGUGCCACAUCACAAAGCCAUUGACAUCAAUGAGAGUUGUAUGAGAGCCAUCAAUAGUCAAUCAAGCCAAGAGCAGCAGCAGCCUACACCACCCUCUGUGUCCCCACCUGACCAACAUGCCAAUAAUGCAGCCACCACCUCCACCUCCAAAGCCACCGGUAUCUCCUCACCCACAAUGUCCAAGCAGAUCUUCCCCUGGAUGAAGGAAUCUCGGCAGAACACUAAGCAAAAAGCAACAACAGCAGCAGGAGCAGCAGCGGCGGCAGCAGCAGCAGGAAACUCCAGCUCAGGUGAGAGUUGUGCUGGUGACAAAAGUCCCCCCGGGCAAUCUUCUUCCAAAAGAGCCCGCACCGCUUACACAAGCGCCCAGCUGGUAGAACUGGAAAAGGAGUUCCAUUUUAACAGAUACCUGUGCAGGCCCAGGAGGGUGGAGAUGGCAAACUUGCUUAACCUCACAGAGAGGCAAAUCAAGAUCUGGUUCCAGAAUCGGCGCAUGAAAUACAAAAAGGAUCAAAAAGGAAAAUCCAUGAUGACGUCAUCGGGUGGCCCCUCGCCCUGCCGGAGCCCUGUACCUCCAGCUGUUGGGGGUUAUCUGAACUCUAUGCAUUCUCUGGUAAACAGUGUCCCUUAUGAGCCUCAGUCUCCCCCAGCCUUUAACAAACCCCACCCAAACUCCUAUGGUGUGCCUGCUCCAUACCCCAGCCCUCAUCACAACAGCUGCCCCCCUCAUCAGAAGAGAUACACAGGAACUGCUGCUGUCACCCCAGAAUAUGACCCUCACCCACUCCAAGCCAGUGGUGGUUAUGGCAAUCCUCACGUACAGGGAAGCCCCGUUUAUGUAGGGGGCAAUUAUGUGGAAUCCAUGACUAAUUCAGGGCCCUCCAUGUUUGGUCUAACCCAUCUGACUCAUUCCUCCUCCAACAUGGACUACAAUGGACCAGGAUCCAUGAACAGUAGUCACCACCAUGGACCUUGUGACACCCACCCUACCUAUACAGAAUUAUCUUCUCAUCAUAGCUCUCAGGGAAGAAUUCAGGAAGCACCCAAGUUGACACAUUUGUAAAGACACCAAUAGGUGUAGGGGACAUCGAUGACAUUCUUAUUUUUUUUUUCUACCUAUAAUUCAAAUAGUUCCCUUAUUUUAUAUUUUUAACUUUUUUGGGGUUGAAUUCUUUGUGUUUUUUUUUUUUUUUUUUUGCAUAGUCCCAGUCACCUACUAUGAACACUACCUGGAGCAGAUAUCUUUGUAUUCUAAUCGACACUUUUAUCAAACAGGGUAUAAGAACAAAAUUUUAUAUGAAAAUAUCUUCUUAAAUGUGAAUUGUUCCUACAUUUCCUAUCCCACAGGGAAACCAAUUAAAUUAUUAUUGCACUUCCUUUAAAUUGCUAGACAAAUAUCCUAAAAAGCGCUUGAACAGGGUGAUCAGCCUGGAUCAUUACAAUUGUUAUAGUCAUUAAUGUGUGCACGCUGGGGCAUCAGUUCCAGUUAAUUUAUUAUUAUUUUUCGUCUGCAUACAAAUAUAUGGAACUGUUUACAUCUUAUUUAUCCCAUCUCAUAUUUAUAAACCAUACAUAGCAGAUAUAGUCAGCUCUGGUUACUGGACUUUUGUUCGAUGGGAUAAUGGCACAGGCAACGAUGGCAAAAAGAAUAAUUCUCUUUAAAGAUGCAAUAAAAUGGUAGAUAAAAUA